This is a messenger RNA of Sparassis crispa, 777 nucleotides long. Its product is annotated as 40S ribosomal protein. The record is from RefSeq and is a predicted model, not a curated record. Gene Ontology annotation, biological process: translation. Lineage: Eukaryota; Fungi; Basidiomycota; Agaricomycetes; Polyporales; Sparassidaceae. The transcript has 3 exons. Gene Ontology annotation, molecular function: structural constituent of ribosome; RNA binding. The coding region runs from base 1 to 777 and encodes 258 amino acids. Gene Ontology annotation, cellular component: ribosome; cytosolic small ribosomal subunit.
AUGGCUGACGCACAUCGCGGACGUGGUGGAUUUGGGCGUGGGCGCGGAGACAGAGGACGGGGCCGUCGGGGACCCCGCCGCGGCGGACGCAAGGACGAGGAGAAGGAGUGGGUUCCCGUCACGAAGCUGGGCCGUCUCGUAAAGGACGGCAAGAUCAAGUCGAUGGAGGAGAUCUAUCUGUUCUCGCUGCCCGUGAAGGAAUACCAGAUCGUCGACUUCUUCUUGCCGAAGCUUAAGGACGAGGUGAUGAAAAUCAUGCCCGUGCAGAAGCAGACGCGCGCUGGCCAACGCACCCGCUUCAAGGCGUUCGUCGCGAUCGGCGAUUUCGAGGGGCACGUCGGCCUCGGCGUUAAAUGCGCGAAGGAAGUCGCCACUGCCAUCCGUGGCGCCAUCGUUCUCGCGAAGUUGUCUGUCAUCCCCGUGCGGCGGGGGUACUGGGGUGCGGCCCUCGGUGAGCCACACACUGUGCCCUCGAAAGUCAGCGGGAAGGUCGGUUCCGUCAUGUGCCGUCUCAUCCCUGCGCCAAGAGGUACUGGUCUCGUCGCGGCGCCCGCAUCAAAGCGAUUGCUGCAGCUUGCUGGUGUCGAGGAUUGCUACACGCAGUCGAAGGGUUCGACUGCGACAAUGGGUAACUUCUUGAAGGCCACCUUCGUUGCUAUCACACAAACAUAUUCCUUCCUCACACCCGAUCUCUGGCGCGAGAUCCCUCUGUCGAAGUUCCCUUACGACGAGCACAGUGCGCACUUACAGCUUGCGGCGGGCAAGAAGGCGUAUUAG